AUCCUGUCGCCAUGUUGAAUGUUUUCAGAGAAUGUUCAUGAAAUAUCGCACCUGACCUUCAAGUGUACGAUGGCAGAUGUCCAAGAGGAUUUUGCAAACUUGUCCCUGAAUGAAAAAUCAGGAAAUAGACUGGAAUUGCUGACCGAAAUUCAGAAACAAAUUUGUGUUGCAAUUCGCUCUCUUGAGGCCGGAAGUGACUGGGUAACAAACGAGCAAGUUCGGCACAUCUUACUUCAAGUAAACAAGAAUAUAGAUUUGAUAAAAGCCUCGUGCAACGAUGAAGAGUCAUCUGGUUUGAGGACUGUUGGUAAAGUAAGCCAGGGUGAAUUACAAGCAUGGGAGAGGCUGGGGGAAGGUGGAUUCUCAAGUGUGUAUAAAGCUAAGCUUAAAGGGAAUGAUGUUGCCGUCAAAGUGUUAAAAAAUCUUAAAGAAACAAGACCUCUGCUUACAGAAGGAAAUCUGUUGAGAGAUCUUCGGCAUGAUAACAUUAUUGCAUUUAGAGGAAUGAACAUUUUGGAGAGAGAUGUCUCAUUUGAGAAAUUCACCCUCAAAGCAGGAUGCCCAUUUCUGGUCAUGGAAUACAUUCCUAAGAACUUGUAUAGAUUUGUAGAGGAUCACAAAACUCCAGAGUCUCAGGGACUUCCUAAAAGUCAAGUGUGGACCAUUGGUAGAGGAAUGGCCAAUGGUUUGAUGUACCUACACAGUUUAGAUCCUCCAAUAAGCCACAGAGAUUUAAAGCCUGACAAUAUACUGUUGGAAAUCAGAAGCUUACGAGUGAAACUAGCAGACUUUGGUUUAUCAAGAACAGUUGAGAGGAGUGGUAAUGAUCUGUCCUUGUUCCAUGCACGGUGGACAGCACCUGAAGUGUGGGAUGAUUACAUCAUAGAUGAUGAGUAUAAUAUAGAAGAACUGACCGACACAACGGAAGACAAAACUGUUGAAGAAGAGUGCAUAAGCUUGGAUGAUGAGCUUUUCUAUCUGCGCGCUGAUGUCUACUCGUAUGCUCAAGUGGUAGCCUACACCUUGACAGGCAACAUGCCGUGGCAGGGUCGGAACUCUGUCAGUGUACAGGGGAUUCAAAACAACUUGAUAAAGAAGGAGGACAGAGUGGAGUUGCCUGAAGAACUUGGCGGUGUACUGAGGAAAGUUGUUGAGGACUGUCGUUUGGAAAAUCCUGCGAAGAGACCCACUGCUGACCAAUUGGUUUUGGAGUAUUUUAGUGGUGAUGUCAACCCGUACCAAACUGAAGCCAGAAGUGCUGAGUUCUUCUCCUGCGGGUUCCUACAGAACACUUAUAUCUUUGUUGCUGAGAGCUUAGUGGACGAGUCCAGUGAAGGGUAUUUUAAGACAUCAGUUCGUCCGCACGGAUUCCCCCCGGAGUGUCUGUUGUGCGCGGUAGAGGUCGGCAACGAGGAGUACAACGACGUGCCAAAAGAGUGGGUUUACGAACAGAAGUACAGAGAGCAUUAGGGGCACUUCAGGCAGGCUGCUAUCGACAAAAAGAUUGAAGACAAUCCUGCCAUUGCCCUCAAAACAUUGAUCACCUCCCGGGAGGAGGAAGAAGAGAGCCAAGAAAUACAACUGAUGUUCGGACAGUCAACCUACUGUCAUCAUAGAGCCGUUCGGGAGAUCUGGAGGAACCUAGAAGACUCUAAAAAAAGAGAGUUUGUUGUGUGUAAGACUACGGUUCAUCCGGUGUUCAGCACAUCUUUUGGCCUCCAUGUUGCUGUGCUAACUGCGGACAAACCUCAGAAAUUCAUCUUUGCUAGAAGGGCCAAUAGAGAGGGAAUGGCAACCCCAGGAAAAUUUACCUGCGGGGCUGUGGAAAGUGCCUCAGUCAAGGACUACAUUUACAAAAACGGCAAAUCUUACGUAGAUCUGAUCCAAACCGCUGCGCGAGGACUGGAAGAAGAGCUGCGAGUAGAGUUGAAAGAUAGGGACAUCGAGGCUCUUUGCCUCACAACAGUUUACCUCAAGUUCGACACACAUGAGUGGGGUUGCUGUGGUUACGUAGACCUGUCGGAUGAACGAGUGGCUUCCGAGCGACGACUGACGUUCGAGCAACUCGGCUCUCGGUUCACGACGGGUCCUAAAGAUAAGUUUGAGCACGAAGAAGUAGUGGCUGUUGACUUCGAACUGUCGCGGAUGGUGGAGUUCGUGCGAGAGAACUACGAAGAUUUUGCUAGCUCGGCCAAGCUAGUAGUGGUGAAGGUUUUGCAGUCGUUUUUCGGAGUCGCUGCCGUGGAAAGAGCUUUUCGCGUUUAUCUAGAAGAUGGAGAUGAUACUUUACCAAAGCAGAUUCCAUCUUGAACAAAUUUAGUGAUUAAUGCUUUACUUUUCUUUCUCUUCUCAGUGAGAGCCUGACUUAAAAUUACUGUAGUCUCUGUUUGGAAAGAAUAGCCUUGCAAGGGUACAUUUAUAAAGCAUAUUAGGAACUUGGGACUCGGUUGGGUCCCCAACGAGCAGUUUGUAUUUCAUUGUUAACUCUGCCUUUAUUGACUCAAGACUUAAGUUCAUAGUAUGUCCCAUUCUAGCUAAUCAUGCAAGUGCAACAACCGUGUAAACAUGUCUUUUGUUGUGUUUUCA
Molecule: messenger RNA, 2586 nt
Organism: Stylophora pistillata
Lineage: Eukaryota; Metazoa; Cnidaria; Anthozoa; Scleractinia; Pocilloporidae
Biological process (GO): protein phosphorylation
Molecular function (GO): ATP binding; protein serine/threonine kinase activity; protein tyrosine kinase activity
Source: RefSeq, a predicted model, not a curated record